ACACCCACAGCUCUCACUCACACUCAGGUAUAUUUUAUUAUUAUAUCAAGAUGGCGACAGUUAUUCAGAACCCUCUUAAAUCGUUGGGGGAGGACUUUUACCGCGAAGCCAUCGAGCACUGCCGGAGUUACAAUGCGCGGCUGUGUGCGGAGAGGAGCAUGAGGUUACCUUUCCUGGACUCGCAGACAGGAGUGGCUCAAAACAACUGCUACAUCUGGAUGGAAAAGACUCACAGGGGCCCAGGGCUCGCACCGGGACAACUCUACACCUAUCCCGCUCGUUGCUGGCGUAAGAAAAGGCGACUGAAUAUUUUAGAAGAUCCUCUGCUCAGGCCGUGUGAGAUUAAACUGGACGCGGAGGUGGCGUUGAAGAAGGAGGGUUUGCUACCGGAAGGUGCUGCUCUCGAGGCCCUUCUGUGUGGGGAGACAGUGGAGAAGAAAACCGAGGCAGAGGAGGAGAGCAUCAGUGAAUGUCAGAGGAUCCUGGCCAAUGACUUUCCUCAUGAAAUCGAAGGGGAUGAGCUGGAGGAUGAGGCACCAAAGAGGAAAAAUAAAACCAAAAGCAGAGCGUGUGGUAUAGGUGGACUGAGGAAAAGGCAGGAGCCGACAUCACUGGAGGAUAGAGACAAGCCGUACGUGUGUGACAUCUGUGGAAAGCGCUAUAAGAACCGUCCGGGGCUGAGUUAUCACUACACACACACACACUUGGCCGAGGAGGAGGGAGAGGAUGACUUGGAGCGACACACGCUGCCAUUUCACCGCAAGAACAGUCACAAACCCAAAAAAGCUGCCGAUGGCUCCACUAUUCCGAACGGAUAUUGUGAUUUCUGUUUGGGAGGAACGGCCGGGAACAAAAAGACCGGAUGUCCUGAAGAUCUCAUCUCGUGCGCAGACUGCGGACGGUCAGGACACCCCUCGUGUUUGCAGUUCACAGUGAACAUGACGGCUGCCGUCAGGACCUAUCGCUGGCAGUGCAUCGAGUGCAAGUCCUGCAGUCUGUGCGGCACCUCAGAGAACGACGACCAGUUGCUUUUCUGCGAUGACUGUGACCGAGGCUAUCACAUGUACUGCCUGAGCCCCCCGAUGUCUCAGCCCCCAGAGGGGAGCUGGAGUUGUCACUUGUGUCUACGGCAGCUGAAAGAAAAAGCUUCGGCCUACAUCACCCUGACUUAA
Molecule: messenger RNA, 1172 nt
Organism: Callorhinchus milii (elephant shark)
Lineage: Eukaryota; Metazoa; Chordata; Chondrichthyes; Chimaeriformes; Callorhinchidae
Gene: dpf1
Product: D4, zinc and double PHD fingers family 1
Exons: 11
Coding region: 51-1172 (373 amino acids)
Biological process (GO): nervous system development
Cellular component (GO): nBAF complex
Source: RefSeq, a predicted model, not a curated record